Ziziphus jujuba (common jujube) is the source of this 810-nucleotide messenger RNA. Its product is annotated as putative disease resistance protein RGA4. The record is from RefSeq and is a predicted model, not a curated record. The coding region runs from base 1 to 810 and encodes 269 amino acids. The transcript has a single exon. NCBI's taxonomy places the organism in Eukaryota, Viridiplantae, Streptophyta, Magnoliopsida, Rosales, Rhamnaceae.
AUGAUCAAAGAGUUUCGAGUACCAAACAGCAACAACAAUGAAGCAUGCAAACUGGGAGAUUUGUGGAACUUGGACAAUCUUCUACAGCUUUACAUACGAGGAUUAGGCGAUGCAGAAGAGCACGUGGAAGAUGCAAAGCAAGCACCACUUAAGAAUAAGAAAGGGCUGCUCAACCUGACACUCUACUUUUCCAGCAGUAGCAGAAAAAUCCAUGAGGAUGUACUUGAGGCCUUAGAACCGCAUCCAAAUUUGGAAAGUUUGAGAAUAGCUUUCUUUGAGGGCUUUACGGUUUCCCCAAGUUGGCUGAUGUCUCUAACCACCUUGAAGAGGUUAGUCAUGUUGGAUUGUAGUUGUGAGGUUUUGCCUCCUCUGGGAAGACUACCAUCCCUUGAAACGCUUGACAUAUUGGCUUUGGAGAAAGUAGAGAAGGUGGGAUCUGAAUUUUUAGGUAUACAGGUUGAUGAUAACCAUUUGUUCAUCAACUCUCCAUCAUCGCCAUCAUCAAAUACUUUAUUCCCAAAAUUGAAGAAACUCCGUUUUGAACGCAUGGACGCAUUGCAGCAAUGGGUUAGCAUACCCAGAGGGUGUAAGUCAGAGAAUCGUCAUCUAUCUUACAGAAUAAUGCCGUGUCUUCAAUCCCUAGAGUUUGUGUCCUGCAUUGGUCUGGAAGAACUGCCGGACUUCCUCCCAAGAACACCGUUACAGAAUUUGAUCAUAGAAUGUUCUUGGGUUCUCGAAGAAUGUUGCCAAAAGGGCACAGCCAAAGAGUGGCCCAAGAUUUUUCUUAUCCCAAACAUCCAAAUAUCUUGA